AUGGAAUCAGGUUAUACGAACAGAUCCAAGAAAUUCCUCCUGACUUUGGAUGAAAAGAAGGAUGCAUUUGAACGGCAGUAUAAUCAGGUGUAUGUCUCACGAUUGAAUUUACUCAAAGCAAGAAUAAUGGAUGCCGGGCAGAAGGAAUUAGGUAAGAAAUUGGUAUACAAACAACUGGAAGACUUGGAUAUGCACGAGAAGGCUUUCGUUAUUGGAUCUAUCGAGAAAAGAAUCAGCAAAAGACCUGGUGUAUUGAAAGAAAUUGCAGAGGAGGAAAAUGUUUUGCCAGAAGACUAUGAUCCGGACGAAAUGAUGUCGCUUGUAUCAAACAAAGAUUUUCUGGAAUUUGAAGACGAGAAGCAGAUUGUGAAGCUUGAGGGAAAAAUUUCAAUGGAUGAAGUAGCUACUGGCUGCACAGCAGGACUGUAUGGAACUCAGGUGAAAUCUGAUGUAUUUGAAGUAGAGAAAGUAUUUUGGCCCACACCUUGUCCUCAACGUCCGUGGCCAAGCAAUACCACAGGAGGAGUGAUCGCAUUUUUGUCCGGCCUGGAGCUCACCGGCGACGCCGUCAACGAUGUUGGUUACCUAUCCUUGGCCAUUUUUUGA
Molecule: messenger RNA, 606 nt
Organism: Haemonchus placei
Lineage: Eukaryota; Metazoa; Nematoda; Chromadorea; Rhabditida; Trichostrongylidae
Source: the annotation of a GenBank genome assembly